GCCAGCCGUGCCUGCGUCAUCAUGCUUCCUUCCCACCUACUGCUCGCCCUGCUGCUGCUGACAUCGCUGGCGAUGCUGCCUGCACCUGCGGACGGGACCCUCGGCGUCCCCCUGGGCUUGAUGCUGCCAGCCGCGCUGAUCGGCCUCCCGUUCGGCCCGCUAGCGCUGGGCAUCGGGGCAGUAGGCAUCAAGAUCGCCAUCCUGAGCCGGAUCAUCGCUUUCCUCGCUGGUAUCGUGCGAAACCGAGGCCCGCAGCGCGGCAUCAGCGUCAGGAAGGAGUUUGUCCACAUUCCGGUCAAGAACCUGCAGCAGGCGCCUAUCGUGGCCCCGGGCCCGCCCCGCUCGCUGGCGCACGCGUUCAGCCUGCCCUCGCACCAGCCCUACGGCUUCCCGGGUGGCCUGCACGCGGCGUUCGCCAGAGGUCCGGCGUCUCCGUUUCAGGUGCCCGUUCCGCAGCCAUUCGCAUUCUCUCGGCCGCCACAGUUCGUGCCUCCACCGCCACCGUUCCAUUUCGUGGUUCCUCCGCGACUAGCCGUGGUCCGACCGGAGCCGACGCAAGACCUGUCGCCGGACAAGAUCCUUCACGGCGCACAGCCGCCGACCGGCGGCACUUUCGACCAGUUACUGCGCAUCGCUCAGUCACCGGCCGUGUCCACCAUCGUGAACAACAACCCGGACCUGGUAGUCAAGUUCAUCCAGGGCAUCGCCGGCUCGAAAUCGCUGCAGACGCCCAUCGGGAAUGCGCACAGCAUCGCGGGUCUGACAGGCAGCAAGGUGGGCGGCGGUGACAUCGAGGCCCUCCUAAACUUUGUACGCCAGGACCCGAACCUCGUGCGCAACAUCGUAAGGGCGGACCCGGGCUUCGUACCCAGCCUCGUGAACAACAUCCUGGGCAUACCGGGCCAAGCACAGGAGCCGACACCCGCGCCGCCGGCCAACUUCUCUGGCUUCGACUCCAAGCAACCGAUUAACGACACAGUAGAGGGAUCCUCGGACGUUCCAGCUAACGUUCCCGUUGACACUAAAGAAGCUGAAGUUCCUACCGUUCGGCCGUCGGCAGCGCCCAAGACCGCGGUCAAGCCGCCAGCGUCUUCUUCCCCGGGUGUUUACUCAAUUCAGGGCUACCCGCAAACGUUUUACAACCUUCCCAACUACAGACCGUCACCGUAUGCUCCCUUCGGGUAUCCCGCCGUAAUCGGCGAACCUCAACACCACUUCGAGUUCCCCGGUUUUCCUUGGCAAACUUCGAUGUAUCGGCAGGAUUUAAACGCGUUGAAGCUCGCGGCUUAUCUAAGUCGCGCGUCCGAGAAAAAAGACGGCACCAACGCUCAUGCCAAUAAGCAACAGUCGACCGUCCAGGAGUACGGGUCAGUUCGGAAGGACAAACCUAAAGCAUUGCCCCCAACUGUUGUCAGUACAGAGCGACCGGAAAAGUCCACCAUCGAAGCGUACGAGUCUGUUAGGAAAGACACACCCAAGGCAUCGCAUAAAACAGACGCGACCACACAGUUGCCUGCCGUCCUAGAGUCCUACGGACUACUUCGGAAAGACAAGUCUAAGACGACGUCCCCGACUACUGCCGCAACAACACAAAAACCAAAGCAGCCCGCCGUCCAAGCGUAUGCACCUGUUCGGAAAACCAAGCCCGAGACGUCGUAUCAAAAGGUUCAACCUGAACUCAAACCGGCCAUCCCAACUUACGGAUCAGUUAAGGCCAAGUCUAAGCCUUCCUAUCAAAGCCAGGUCGUGACAGAGAGUCCCGCCACCCAGAAAUACGGGGCAACCAGGAGUGGCAAACCGAAACCCUCCUACGUAGCCAGCACUGGUCCAGCUGAGCCAGUGGUUAAGGGCGCCGCAGUUGUCGCCGAGAAGCCGGUCAUCGAGCAAGAUCUGCCUGACGCGAAGGAAACGAAAGGCGACGUGUACACCUCAGGCCAAGGGAGCUCGCCUGCAGUCGAUGGAAUCGGUAGGCCCGCCGUGAAGGAAAUGGCUCCACCACCCUCCGUCAGGCCUGUCUACGUGCCUGCCACAGGCAAGUUCCGAAAGGAUGGAAAGGGUGGUCCAGAGGAGAACGUGGGAAGCUUCCCUGCUGCCCUCUGGGACCCGACUGCCUUCGGCAACCAGGACACGAAGGACAGCCAGAGCACCGGUCCGGCCAAGUCGAGAGUCCGCCGGGACAGCCCUGACCCCACGACGACUUCGCCCCAGUUGGACUUGGACGAUGCACGCACCUACGGCGGUCGCAAGUGCGUCUUCAAGAUGGUCUGCUUCAUCGGCGCCAACGACCACACGUACGGCAGGUACGGCGAGAGCGCCUCCUACGUCGCCAGGUACAUCGCCCGUUUCACCGCCCCUUACAUCAUCAGGUACGUGGACAGGCUAAUAAGCACCAGCGAUGUGGCGGACGCCUACAACCGCGCGUACGAAGUGGGCCGAACGCACGGCGGCGAAGGCUGCCGCAUCAAGUACAACAGCUGUCCCAUGACGGUCGUCGACCUGAUCAGCCUGUCGGCGAACUUCGGCUGAAACCCUCGGCGUGGUGCGACGAAAAUGGAGCCCAGCCUGUACAGCGCUGCGGACAGUGUGUGGACCGCGGCCUCUAGGACACAUCCGAGACGCAGUCUUCCACAGCGAGCAGUGUUUGGCAGGGGCGCCUACAUCGCAGUGAUAUAGUAUAAUGGCCGCAUGGAGCUUGGCGACCUGUCAUGCUUUGGCGACCUCCUUUGAUAACAGUUGUUCAUGUUAUGUUGUAAAAAACAAAUGAUACUAUAUGCAUGAGAUUUAGAAGCUUUCGUGGCAGAAACUGGGACGUACUUUUCUGCUUCCUACAAAUUUUUUUUUAUUGGAGAUGAUUUAUCGGCAACCGCGUGCAACCUCGUACACUCCGUAUGUAGCAGGAGGUUCUCGCCUAUAGUGUUGUUUUAUUGUGCAGCAUAUCACACAUUUACUUCGUAUUUAUUAAGCUCAUCACCGCCACUGUGUCACACCCACACAUGCGGAACUUUGCUUUCUCAUGUGUCUGUAUAUAGCGUCAAU
Messenger RNA from Dermacentor silvarum, 3036 nucleotides. RefSeq lists its product as uncharacterized. Lineage: Eukaryota; Metazoa; Arthropoda; Arachnida; Ixodida; Ixodidae. The record is from RefSeq and is a predicted model, not a curated record. The transcript is spliced from 4 exons. The coding region runs from base 22 to 2526 and encodes 834 amino acids.